AUGUUUGUUUGCAUCCUUGUGCCUACUGCUCUCUGCCAUGCUCGCCCGACACCUCGUCUUGCUACGCAUGUCAAAUGCACUGGCAACCCUGGGAAUGGACCGUGUAGCAACUGUUCCAGAUUAGAGCUCACUUGUAGCUUUGCCGCAUCUCCUAGUGCUUCUAAAGAAGAAAAGGUCUCCCGAACGACACCAUCUCACAGCCAUACAGAGGCCGGUACGCUGCGGAAGAGAGCGCAAAGGGCCUGCAGUCAAUGUCAUACGCACAAAACUAAAUGCUCCGGAGACCUGCCCAAGUGUAAGCGAUGCGAGGCUGCGAAUCUAGUCUGCGAGUACACUCCAACCAGGCGGCGGUUUACCAACGUUCGAUUCCACAGCCCAAAAGCAGAGAGCCAGGCUCCUUCUGCCUUGCAGCCUGUCAAAUCAGAGGAAAAUACAGCCAUCAGUCCCGCGAGCAGCAGCAGUGCCAGCAUUCCUCCAUAUCUCCUCGAUUCAGCAAACCUUCAGGCCGAAGACAUGCUACUCAGAAGAGACGUUAUUCUCACACACUUGGACGCAUAUUUCGACUUCUUAUAUAUGGUACCGAGUCUAGGAUUCUUACAUCCAGAAGUCACCUAUCGAGAUGUUCAGGAGAACAGAUUCCCUCCAGCUCAAGCAGCCGCCGUAUGCUCUGUAGCUAGUUUCUUCGUAAAUCCGGGUCCCGCCGGCCGAGAGUUUGGAAAAAGGUGCAGCCAGCAGGUCGAAAUGCAUAUUUCCCGUAACAUCGACAAGUUUUCUGAAAACGCUCUCUUUCUAUUUGCACUAAACAUCCUUUACCACAUUCUCGCGGGUUCGCACGCCAAAGUUUGGCAGUGUUUUGGCGUGGCUUCCAGGCUCAUGAUUGGCUUGCAGUUGAACUGGGAUGUUUCGUCGAAGCAUUCGACGUUUAUCCAACAGGAAUGCCUCCGAAGGAUUGCAUGGCAGCUUUUCAGCCUUGAUCGUCUGCUGGCGGGCGGUUACGACGAGUAUAUCGCUUGUCGAGCUGACUACAUGAAGAUAAGACUACCUUGCAACGAGACAGCUUUCAGAGAGAAUCGGCCAGUCGUUGCAGAAAGAUUGCAUGACAAGCCUGUUCGCUGCUCGCCCGCUCUCGGUCUGCACGGUAUUCAAAUUCUUCUCGUCGAUCUUCGCCACCGGAUACAAGUAACUACAAAAAAGCUAGCUGCACCUUCUGGAUCAGCCAUAGCCCUCGAGCCGUCAAAGGUUAUGGCGGAUAUUGCCGCGUUACAAAGCGAGCUGACGCGAUUUCACGUUUCUAUACAUGAUGAACUACGACUGACUGAUCAGAGCAUGGCUCGAUAUGCCGCCUCGACCCAAUGGAGAGGAUAUUGCUUCUUUCACACGCACAUGGCCGUGAGCCACAUUGAUCUCUAUCGAUUCUCAUUGCCAGGUCCGCGAACUCCAGCCUCAAUCGAGAUUCUUCGAAAGCUUCCACCAGAUUUUAUUGCCCGGUGUCAAAAGCAAGCGGUGGCCCACGCCAUGAGCCUAGCCCGAUUUUUAGAUGCGAUCAAGAUCGAGACAGACAAGAUGCAAAAUCCGGGCAGCCCUAAGCUCGUGGGUGACUACUCAGUUGCGCACAUGGCUACUCAAUGUAUUCGAGUCCUGCUCAUCGCUUUGCAAUACAACCUGUAUGAGAAUUUGAGCGACACUACUGCGCCAACUUGGCGAGGAGCCGAGACUAGCGAAGCGCAGAUUAAAUCGUUGAUCGAUACUAUCAUGGGAAUUACCGAAGCGUGGGCCGAAAUAUUUGACAUGGCUAAGCAAGCUCACGAGUGUAACAAAAUGAUGGUAGAGGACUUUUACAAGAAUGGGAGGAUACUCGAUCGAGGUAAUGCAGUCGUGAUUGCCGGGCAAGAGCCAGUCGAGGACAAGUUUCUAUUUGGAUCCGAUGUUCUUAUUGAACGAUUGAACGUCCCUGACGUGAAAGAGGAACAGAGGAGCCGAGCCGCGAACAUGCCCGUAUCCGACUGGUGGAUGGGACCAUCGACUCCAAAGCAGUCAUCGAAAGAUUCAUCGCCAAUAACGAUCCCGUACCAUCGUUCGGAAGUGGGCCUUGAUCACGACUAUGGACCGCCUGGCCUACCCAUGUUUCUCGCCCAGGCGCGCAACGUAUCAAUGGGUGUCUGCGAUAUAUACGACGCCGAGACGGCAGCCGGCAUGCAGCCACCAGAGAUGAUGGCGAUGAUGCCUAACAAUUACCAGAUGGUGCAAACAGAAGUCAUGAGCGAAGGCGGCGGGAUGCCCAUGCUACGUAUAGAAGAUGCUAUGUCUAGCCAAGCCAUAUAUCGACAGGAUAUUGCGCCUAUGCAACCGCAGCCUUAUCUUCCAUCACAUCAGGGGAUGAUGAUGAACGGAUACGUACCGCCGCCGUAUCCCGGAAGCCAUACCAAUACGUCCGCGUACACACAGCAAAACACUUUCAACUAA
Molecule: messenger RNA, 2463 nt
Organism: Trichoderma gamsii
Lineage: Eukaryota; Fungi; Ascomycota; Sordariomycetes; Hypocreales; Hypocreaceae
Exons: 7
Coding region: 1-2463 (820 amino acids)
Biological process (GO): DNA-templated transcription; regulation of DNA-templated transcription
Cellular component (GO): nucleus
Molecular function (GO): zinc ion binding; DNA binding; DNA-binding transcription factor activity, RNA polymerase II-specific
Source: RefSeq, a predicted model, not a curated record